This is a messenger RNA of Heterocephalus glaber (naked mole-rat), 993 nucleotides long. Lineage: Eukaryota; Metazoa; Chordata; Mammalia; Rodentia; Bathyergidae. The record is from RefSeq and is a predicted model, not a curated record.
AUGCAAGAAGCAAACCACACAGGACACUCACAAUUCCUCCUGCUGGGGCUCUCAGAGGAUCCAGAAGUUCAGUCCAUUCUCUUUGGACUCUUCCUGUCCAUGUACCUGGUCAAAGUGCUUGGGAACCUGCUCAUCAUCCUGGCCACUACCUGUGCCUUCCACCUCCACACCCCCAUGUACUUAUUCCUUUGUAACCUGUCCUUUGUGGACAUUGGCUUCAUCUCCAUCACAGUCCCAAAGAUGCUGGUUAAUAUCCAAGAACAGAACAAAGACAUAUACUACAUGGAGUGCCUCGCUCAGGCAUACUCUUUUAUGACAUUUUUUGGAGUGGAUGAUUUCCUACUUACCUUGAAGGCCUAUGACCGCUUUGUGGCCAUCUGUCACCCCCUGAAAUACACACUCAUCAUGAACCCUCAGCUCUGUGGCCAUCUGGUUCUAAUGUCUUGGUUCAUCAUCUUAUGUGUAGAUUUGAUUCAUAUUCUCCUCCUGAUGGAACUCACCUUCUCCACAGGCACUGAAAUCUCUCAUUUCUUUUGUGAACUGCCUCAGGUUCUCAAGGUGGCCAGAUCUGAUACCCUAAUCAAUAUCAUCUUUCUAAAUGUGGUAACUGUCCUACUGGGUUUAUUUCCUGUCUCAGGAAUCAUCUUCUCUUACUUUCAGAUUGCCUCUUCUUUAAUGAAGAUGUCCUCCCUUGCAAGCAGGUAUAAAGCAUUUUCCACCUGUGGGUCUCAUCUCUGUGUGGUCUCACUGUUCUAUGGAACAGCACUUGGGGUGUACCUCAGUUAUGCCAUGAACUAUUCUUCCCACCAAAGCUCUGUAGCCUCUGUGAUGUACACUGUGGUGACCCCCAUGUUUAACCCUUUCAUCUACAGCCUGAGUACCCUGAGAGAGUCCCUCUUUCUGUUGUCCACUUUUGCUGUAUCUUCUGGAGAUCAGGGCAAUGGCCUUUAUGAUCUCCUUGUCUCUUCAGUGUGGAUCCGGGUACAGGCAUAG